This is a messenger RNA of Musa acuminata subsp. malaccensis (wild Malaysian banana), 2093 nucleotides long. Its product is annotated as poly(ADP-ribose) glycohydrolase 1. Gene Ontology annotation, molecular function: poly(ADP-ribose) glycohydrolase activity. Gene Ontology annotation, cellular component: cytoplasm; nucleus. The record is from RefSeq and is a predicted model, not a curated record. NCBI's taxonomy places the organism in Eukaryota, Viridiplantae, Streptophyta, Magnoliopsida, Zingiberales, Musaceae. Gene Ontology annotation, biological process: ATP generation from poly-ADP-D-ribose; carbohydrate metabolic process; nucleotide-sugar metabolic process.
AAAACGAGUCAUGGCGGAGUCGUGGGGGUUGGCUUCGCUCGUCUUUGCUUGCUCUCCCCUGCGCGAUUUCGAGCGUCGACAUGGAGAAGAGGGAGGAUCUCAACUCCAUCCUCCCAUUCCUCCCCUUGUUCCUCCGAUCUUCCACCCUCUUCUGGCCCUCUAAGGCCCUCGAAGCCCUCAAAGCCCUCGCCCUGGGCCCCGCUGUCAGCCGCGUCCGCUCCGGCGGGGUCCUCUUCGACGCCAUCCUCGACCUCAGGGACUCCCUCGGCCUCUCCUCCUGGGAAUUGACCCCACGUACCGCUUCUGGAUACGCCCUCUUCUUUGAUGAGAUGAUGUCUGGGAUGGAUUCGAGGGUGUGGUUCGAAGAGGUCGUUCCGGGGAUGGCUAGACUGUUGCUACGUUUACCUUCUCUCUUAGAAGCACAUUAUCUGAAGUCCGACGAAAUGUUUGGUGAAGGAAAGGCUGGGCUUCGCUUCAUGGGACCUCAAGAACCAGGCUUAGUGUUUCUUAAUCAGGAAUUGAUAGCCGCUCUGCUCUCUUGUGCAAUGUUUUGCUUGUUUCCCACUAGUGAUAGGGAUGUGAGAUGUCCUCCAAUCAUCAAUUUCGAUGUAUUGUUUGCUUCACUUAAUCGUAAUGGAAAACACUGUCAAGAACAGAAAGUAAGAUGCCUUGUUCACUUCUUUGAGAGGAUAUGCUUAAGAAUGCCCACUGGAUAUGUUUCCUUUGAGCGAAAAGUUCUUCCUCGGGAAAGCAGUGAUCACGGCGUUACAUAUCCUACAUCUGCUAACUGGAGUACAUCUACUGUUCCUCUGUGCUCUUUUGAGGUCUUUUCCUCAGGCUCGAUCGAAGAUCAGCCACAUGAAGCUAUUGAAGUAGAUUUUGCAAAUGAGUAUCUUGGAGGAGGUGCCCUUAAAUGGGGCUGUGUGCAGGAAGAGAUCCAAUUCAUGAUAAAUCCAGAACUAAUUGUUGGCAUGCUUUUCAUGGCAUGUAUGGAAGAUAAUGAGGCUAUUGAAAUUAUUGGUAUUGAGAGGUUUUCCUGUUACAUGGGAUAUGGUUCCUCAUUCCGAUUUGUUGGUGACUACCUGGAUAACAAACCAUAUGAUUCAAUAGGCAGACGGAAAACACGGAUUGCUGCCAUAGAUGCUUUAUGCAGUCCGAGAAUGUGGCAAUAUGAAGUUGAAGGCCUUGUACGGGAGACAAACAAGGCAUUCUGUGGAUUCUUGGACCAGUCAGUGUACAAGCGUCGCCUAAAGUGGUAUGCAAAUAGUUCUAACCAAGAGAUGAGCACUGGGAUUUCUGAAAAUGAAAAUAGAAGUGAGGUUGAAGGAAAUAGUGACAGUGAAAGCUCCCAAGUGAUGGACUCACAGGAUAAUGUUGGAAUUGCAACUGGAAACUGGGGAUGUGGAGCUUUUGGUGGUGAUCCUCAAAUAAAGAGUAUAAUCCAGUGGCUUGCUGCAUCACAGGCAUUAAGACCCUUCAUCCAUUAUUACACAUUUGGUGAAGCAGCUUUGCAAAGAUUAGAAGAGGUGAGACAAUGGAUCUUGUUGCAUGGAUGGACGGUUGGUGACUUGUGGAACAUGUUAGUUGACUACUCUGACCAAAGGUUGAACCGCAAAACUCAUGUUGGAUUCUUUGCCUGGCUCCUACCUUGUAAUAAACCCAAUGAUGUGCCACACACAUCUGAAGAGUGAGUUCUUCAAGAUGCUAUUCAAAAAUGCUCCUCCUCCAUAUGACAAAAAGAGAAGUCAACUUCAUCUUCUGAUUUCUGCUACUUGUGUCUCCAAUUGCUGUUUUGGUUGAAACAAGUCAUGGUGGGAUUCAGCUAUGCGCAGCAAAAUGACACCAGAAUAUGUAGGCAAGUACAAGCCAAUUUAACUAUAAAUGCAAUAGUAUUCUUUAAGAUGAUGACAGCAUAUUUGUAUCUUCUCUUAAUAAUGGGGACUUGAUGGGAACAUCAACAUACAACAACAUUAUGGCAGACAAUUGGCAUCAACAUUGUUGGAAAUCUGCCACCUAACUUGGCUUUCUGCCUCUUAAUUGCUCUAAGGGUUACUUGAAAGAGUCCAGCCAACAAGGAACUUGAGAAGUUUUAA